Messenger RNA from Styela clava, 4332 nucleotides. RefSeq names its product transducin-like enhancer protein 1. NCBI's taxonomy places the organism in Eukaryota, Metazoa, Chordata, Ascidiacea, Stolidobranchia, Styelidae. The record is from RefSeq and is a predicted model, not a curated record. Gene Ontology annotation, molecular function: transcription corepressor activity; protein binding. Gene Ontology annotation, biological process: negative regulation of canonical Wnt signaling pathway; regulation of DNA-templated transcription. Gene Ontology annotation, cellular component: transcription regulator complex; nucleus.
CUCAUGACUUGUAACGUAUCUAUUUUACAGCUUACUUUGAUAUAAUACUAUGAAUAUCUGUUUUGAUAAAUGCAAAUUUGAUAACAUAUUAUAAAUAUCCGGGUUGGAAGCGUAGGAUACUUUGAAAGUCACCUCGGUAAAAUAUUAAGGUUAGGCGGGGUUUGAGAGCGUUCUAUUGCGGCAAAAGUAAGCUUUGACUACCGACGUAACUGGAUGUGGAAUUAAGAUCGGAUUAUUUGUUUAGGAGUACAUUCAUACGUGGAUUUACACAGAAUCUAUUGUACUACACUUCUGAAUUAGGUGGAAAUACCGAAAAAGAGAAAUUAAGGCAGAAAUGUACCAAAACAGGCCCCCGGCACCUCCCGGGCCAGGCCAGGCCUUCUCAUCUGUGGCAGAGAGACUUGACAGUAUAAAAGAGGAAUUUACCUAUUUACAAGCACAAAAUCACAGUUUGAAGUUGAAUCAAGAGAAACUUGCUACAGAAAAGACUGAAAUGCAAAGGCAUUAUGUUAUGUACUAUGAGAUGUCAUACGGACUUAACAUUGAAAUGCACAAACAGACGGAAAUCGUCAAACGAUUGAAUGCAAUCAUCGCGCAAGUUAUGCCGUUUUUAUCUCAAGAGCACCAACAGCAGGUGGCAGCUGCCGUAGAAAGAGCAAAGCAAGUAACCAUGCCUGAUCUCAACCACAUAAUUGGGGCUCAACAACUCCAAGCACAGAACCACCUUCCACCCCAUCCUCCAAUACCAGUUCCUGGUCACCCAGGUGGUUUGCCGCACCCCAGUCAUCUCCCAACUUCAUCAUCUGCUGGCCUUCUAGCACUGUCACAAGCAGCACUUGGUGCUCAUCAACACUCGUUAGCUGCAGCGGUAAAAGAAGAAAUUCGGAACAGCGAGCAAGCGCAUGCUGCAGCAAUUGCAGCCGACAGAGAAAGAGAGCGAGAAAGGGGUAGGGAAAGGGAACGAGAAAACAGACAGCCUUCAAUAUCACCAGCUAACUUGAACAAUGGAGUUCACCGAAGAGAUGAAUAUAGCAGCGGAAACAGCAGUGCAGGUGGAAACAGGCACAUGCUACAUCCUGAAAUGGACACGCCUAGUAAAAAACGGAAACUUGAUAAAGAGGAAUCAGAUGGUGACAAGAGCGAUCAAGAACUCGUGGUGGACGUAUCGAACGACGAGCCUACUACUCCUCUUCACAUAAAUGUUGAUGGUCAAUCACCAAGGGAAAAUGGAUAUUUAGAUGGACCAAAUGGUGUUGGAAGUAAUCCUGGAGAUGGAAAUUCAGCAUUAUCAUCAUCUCGUCCACCUGCAGGAUAUAGUAAAAAGCAAGAGCAAAAUGGUCAAGUUGGAAGCCCGGCUUCUGUUGCUUCAUCAGCAUCUGGCACAUCUCGUCAUAAUCCACAACCAAAAUCCGAUCCUGGCCUUCAUCAUGAACAUUCAAAUCCUUCCUCUAAACCAGUCAGCCCUCAACCUCGACCAUCAAGCCUUCAUAAUGGAAGUCCCAACAUUCCACAACGGUUACCACACGCCCCUCAUCCAGAGAGAUCGUUACCAGAAGGAAUGGUUCGAACAUCUGCAUCAAUGGCGUAUCCCGGUGCUCCAGGAUUUCCUCCUAACAUGCCUCCAGCUCAUCAUGCCUUUUAUGAAAAUAUGCACAGAAUGCCACACGGUGUUAAUCCUGCUAUUGCAGCAGCACAUUAUGGGGCACCUCCUAUGGUCAGGUUUGAUUCUCAUGCACAAUUAAGAAUGGGAUUACCACCAGGAAUGCCUCCACAUAUGGCCGGAAAACCGGGAUGUUCAUUUCACAUAAGUGACGAGGGCCAAACACCUCAACAAGUACAAUUUCCUCCUGAUGCACUUCUUGGUCCUGGUAUACCACGUCACGCACGUCAAGCUCUUACCCUCAAUCAUGGUGAAGUUGUAUGUGCUGUCACAAUAAGCAAUCCUACACGUCAUGUAUACACAGGAGGAAAAGGAUGUGUAAAGAUAUGGGAUAUGAAUGCACCUCCCGGCAAUGGUCCUAAUUCUCCUGUCGUGAAGCAGACACCAAUAUCUCAAUUAGAUUGUCUGCAGCGAGAUAAUUAUAUAAGAUCAUGUAAAAUAUUACCAGAUGGUCGAACUUUAUUAGUUGGCGGAGAAGCAAGUACUUUAUCGAUAUGGGAUCUUGCUGCAGCUAAACCAUGUAUAAAAGGAAAGUUGGUAUGUGACGCACCGGCAUGUUAUGCAUUGGCUAUCAGUCCUGACUCGAAAAUAUGUUUCAGUUGUUGCAGUGAUGGUAAUAUUGCUGUGUGGGAUCUUCAUAAUCAAAAAUUAAUAAAACAAUUCCAAGGGCACACAGACGGUGCAUCUUGCAUUGAUAUAUCACCAGAUGGUACAAAACUGUGGACUGGGGGUUUGGAUAACACUGUACGAUCAUGGGAUCUCACGGCAGGAAAACAACUGAAAAAACACAACUUUAAUUCUCAAAUUUUUUCACUUGGAUAUUGUCCUGCGGGAGAUUGGUUGGCUGUCGGGAUGGAAAGCAGUACUGUUGAAGUUUUACAUGAUACAAAACCAGAUCGAUACCAACUUCAUUUACAUGAGAGUUGUGUGUUGUCGUUGAAAUUUGCACAUUCCGGCAAAUGGUUCGUAAGUACAGGAAAGGACAAUAUGCUGAAUGCUUGGAGAACUCCUUAUGGUGCUAGCUUGUUUCAGUAUAAAGAAUCAUCAUCAGUUCUCAGUUGUGACGUUUCUAUCGAUGAUCGGUUUAUUGUCACUGGUUCAGGGGAUAAGAAAGCUACAGUUUAUGAAGUUUUGUGAUGAUGAAAGAUAUCAAGAUGUCAUUUAAAAAUAUGACAGGAUAGGAUUUGUCAAAAAGUUUUGGUUCUUCGUUGGAAUAGAAUCGGAGAUAAACUAUAGUUUGUGCAAUCAUGCAUGUGUGGAACAAAGAAGGAUGACUUGCAACUGGCAACUCUUUGUAUAACGAUAUGAAUAGAGAGAAUCCCUAUGAAGGAGACGUCAUUGUCCAUCAAAUAAUGAGCAAUAUGAAACGAUAUAAAGUGAUUUUGAACGAUCUCGAAAUCUCCGCGAAUGAGCCCUAUUUUUCAAAUGAACCAAAAUUGCUCUGCAUUGUGAAUCUAAGAAUAAUUUAUUUUUGACAUCUACAGCAACAUUUUCAGCAUUAUUAAUUUAUGUUGGUAGUGGCUAACAGCAGUAAGUACGCUUUGUACUUGAAUUGUUUAUAAUUUAAAUCAAUAUCGUUUAUAGAAGGUAAACAGUUAACGGAUUUUUCAGACUACAAUGAUUAAUAAAGCUAGCCUGCAUACUGUUACACAAUUAUGAUGGCAGAAGGAUGUUUAAACAGGUUUUGAAUAUUCGUAACUUUCUUGAUCUGAAAAUAUCCCCCAAUGUCUUUUGGUCAGCAAAUGAGGCCAAAAAUAGAUUAUUAUUUCAUUAUAGGUAGCUCAAGAUAAUUUUAGCCUCCGGUAUUGUCGGAUAAAUUCAUACAUAUGUCAGUAAUAAUUAUUUUCGAAAAUGGGUCGUAAUAUUUUCCUUCUAAAUAAAGACUGCAUUUUGUAUAAUUUUGUUCGGAAUAGAAUUUUUCAAAAUUUAGAAUUUAUUGGCAUAAAUUCUAUUAAUCUGAGAAAUCUGUCUCUAGCUCUAUAAUUUAAAAAUAAUUAUCGUCAAAUUUGAUUUCCGGUGGGUUCUUUCUACCAGCUUAUGGUGUGGUUAUAUGCAAUAUUUGGGUCAAUUCAUAAUUGUUUUCUGCAACCGAAGUGCGAGUGUAUAAUUUAUUUGCACUAACAGUGAAGUGAAUCUAACAAUCGUAACAAGCUUUCACACAUAUUUCAUGCCCCAUCAUAUCUCCCCUAUUCGGCCAAUGCAAAAAGACGACUGAUCUCUAAAUUUUGUAAUUACAAUUUGUUUAUAAAUUUACAUUUUGUUGUGAAUCUCAUUCUGUGUAUGGGACUAAACUAAACUCUAUGCAAUCUCAGGUAGUCCUUUGGUAAUUAGCUACCGCAUACAUUUUAUUCGAAGACCAAUUUAACUCCUAAUGAGGUGGGAAACUCUUGAUAUAGCCUUGAUAUAUUUUUUCAUUCAGUCUUUGAAGCCGAUUUAGACAUGUCAGUGGUGAUUGUGUCUGGUUAAAUAGAGUGAGACAAUCUUUCAAACUUACUAUGUGUUUGCAUUUUGGGCAAAAAAAGAAGAUGAUUCCUUGCGUAGGAUGUACAUUUGCAGCUUCCAUUCCACUAUGACUUUGUGUGUUCAAUUUAUUUUCAAUUGAUUGACCUUUUGCCGCGAUAUUUCUUGUGUACUUAUUUGUCCUGAUUGAAAUACAAACUUCUCUACAAAUA